This is a messenger RNA of Oncorhynchus masou masou (cherry salmon), 4990 nucleotides long. Its product is annotated as carcinoembryonic antigen-related cell adhesion molecule 1-like. Bases 59 to 1672 code for a protein of 537 amino acids. NCBI's taxonomy places the organism in Eukaryota, Metazoa, Chordata, Actinopteri, Salmoniformes, Salmonidae. The record is from RefSeq and is a predicted model, not a curated record. The transcript has 9 exons.
AAAAGCGACAGGUAGCCCGCAUUAUUCUCUGUCGCAAGAAGGGUUCCAGACAUCUGGGAUGGAUUUGUUUAAUUUUAGGUCGCUUGUCAUUUUGCUGUCAGCAGUUGGAUGCUGCAACGGGCAGAGCGUACUCCCAGCAGGCCCGUUGCAGGGAGUACAGGGAAAGAACGUCACGUUCAAAACCCUCAUCAUGCCCACAGAUGUAGGCGACUUUAUCACAGUAUCUUGGAAUUUCAACGGAGGUAGUGGACUUGUACCUGUUGUCACUUCUGCGCCCAAAGGAGAGACAGUUGGCGCAGGCUACGCAGGAAGAGUGUCACUGAAUUCAUCCACCGGCGUAUUGAAGCUGGGACCCUUGACCGCGAAGGAUAGCGGGGACUAUGCGGUGACCAUGGUCACAAGUGCUGCAGUACAGCGCACAGGUGUAACGGCGCUCAAAGUUCUAGAACCGGUCGCUGUCGUGACCAUCAAGUCCAACCUGAAUGAAGCGGUCGAGUUCAACAGCACUGUGGUCUUGACCUGUUCGGCCAAAGGCUCCUUCCUCGUGUACAAGUGGCUCAACGGCACCGCCCCACUGGUCGCCGAUGGGAAUCAUGUGACUUUGAGUGCAAACGCAACAGUGCUAACCGUGGCUGGAGUGUUCAGGGAGGAUCUGGUUGGACCCAUCUACUGCACAGUCUCCAACAAAUUAGAGAGCGAUAGCAGUGCCCCCUUCAACCUCACUGUCAGCUAUGGGCCAGAAAACAUCGCCAUGGCAGUCACCCCCGCGGCUGAAGUCCAAAAGAAGGGUUCCAACAUUACAUUAACCUGCUCAGCCCAGUCCAGCCCUGCGGCAGUGAUUCAGUGGAUCCACAAUGGAGUCCCGCUCAAUGUGAUGGGCCCCAAGCUGGUACUGGCCAACAUUGCCGAGGCACAGAGUGGAAACUACUCCUGCAUGGCCAGCAAUGCCAAAACCUUGCGAUACCUGGAAUCCACCACAGCCAAGUUCACUGUAGUAGAGGCCCUAUCCGGCACUAAGAUCACAGGCCCCAAUGGAACGCUCGUUGCAGGUAACAGCACGGCCACCCUGAGCUGCCAGGCAAGCGCCGGCACCGCCGGCACCCGAGUGUGGCUGAAGAAUGGCGUGGCACUGUCUCCUAGCAACAGGGUCGUGGUCUCGGCAGACAAGAGCUCGGUCACGAUCAAGCCAGUGCAGAAGGAGGACAGUGGGGAGUACCAGUGCAAGCUGACCAAUGCUGUGAACACAGACUCUGCCAGUCUCAAGAUAGGGGUCAACUUUGGUCCUGAGGCUGUGUCGGUGAAGGGGGAUAGUGCCGUGGAGGUGAAAGACCGUGUCUCGCUCAAGUGUACCUCAGUCUCCCUCCCUGCUGCCACCUACACCUGGAAGUUCAACGGGACGCGGACCGACGUGAUGACAGCCGAGUACAUCAUCGACGCCGCCGUGUACAAGAACACUGGGAUUUACACCUGUGAAGCCAGCAACGCCGUCACCGGGUUGAGCACCGCUGUCGCCCACCAGCUGUCCGUCAAAGAGGAGGGAACACUGGAUAAUGGUCUGACGGGCGGGCAGAUCACUGGGAUCGUCAUCGGCGUGAUUAUCGCCCUAGGGGCCAUCAUCGGUGGAGUCCUCUACCUGAGACGCAGAAAAAGACAUAUCGAGUCGCCGUACUAGAAGUGCCCCGAGGAAAGCUGGAGCUAUCAGCCCAAAGAAUCAGCCAAUUAUUCCCCUCAAGAUCAAUCUCUGCAGUCGGGAAGACCACUCAGGUGGAAACCUCCCCCCAGGUCUGUCCAGCCAUACAAGCUAUUCAUCACAAAGUCCAUAUAACCCCAGGGGUCACAACAUCACCCUCUCCAAAAACACUCACACAUCAGAAGACAUGGUCAUCUCUGUUGAAAAUGGUUGAGUCCUUGGGCUUGGAUUGGACCCGAAAGCACCAACACAUCUAUCCCAUCUAACGUCUGUAUGGACUUAUUUUCCUUCACACACCAUCCCUCCUCUCCAUCCAUCCCAUUGGCUAAGGUAAACAGCUUCCAACAUUCCCUGAGAUGCUGACUCUUUCCUUUUUUUAUAAAACAGGAAUGUCAUUGCUUACAUUAAUUUCUCCACACAUUCCUUGGGAAGUGAAUCGCAUCAUAAUAGACUUGAGUGGUGGUGAGAAACUGGGGGAGGAUCUAGUGGUGUAAUACACUGGAGUCCCAGGGGACUGUAGGGCUUAGUCACUUGGUCCCUCCUCACUGAGCACACUCAUCAAGGCGAAUGGGCAAGUAUCGUCUGAAUCUUUCAAACAGCUGACGGACACAGGUUCAUAAAUCUGACGUUGCCACAGACAGGUGUCUGCCUGAUCCCGAGGAUUGCUCCCCCCCUUCUUCUUUUCCGUCUUUACCUCUACAAGAUCUGCUCGUAAGAACUUAAUGAAGACGGCGAUGACAAGAUCCAACACGCAGCAAAUAUUCAGGGGGGAAGAAAAAAAAAAGGUAGGAAUGUUUUUGUGGGCAAAGACAUUCUUUGGUUUUGGAGGGAAAAUGUGUGUGCUUCAGGGCUGUACUGCUUAGUUCUGUUAUUUGCUAUAUUCCACUUUUCAAAUGUUUUAAUCAUUUGGCCUUUUGUAGUUUAAACCCCCAAAAAGACAAAUCUAUGUUUUUAGAAACAUGAAUGAACAAGUGACAUUUUAUGUUAACUGUAACACAACCCCUUUUGACCUGCUUUUUAGCUUUGUUUUUGUCACUAGUGUUUUUUGAACCCUCCGAUGAAUACAUUAAGCUGAUGGUGUUUUUUUAAAUCCAAUGAAUGAUAAUAAGUUGUUUGACAGCACACACAGGUACAGUAUGUGACAACCAGUCAUACACACCUUCAAUUAAAUCACACAGAACUAUGGGUUAAGAGUUAUUUUAUCUGUUACGUUUUCUCCCACCAUCUAAAGUCAAUGGGGGGGGUUUGUGUGGCAUAAACAGUACAGGGCAGUUACUCUAGUAGGCCUGGUAAUGUCACUUGGCUGUGGAAGGUGUUUACUCUUGUGGUUUGACCUAUUCUGUUAAAACAUGUAAUUACAUCAAGCAUUCCUUAUAUUCAAACAGAAAGACAGAUGCACAGACACCAGAACUUGAGCACGGUAACCAAAUACACUGAACAAAAAUUUAAACGCAACAUGUUAAGUGCUGGUCCCAUUAACUGAAAUUCAUUAACUGAAAAAAAUAUCCCAGAAAUGUUCCAUACACACACUCAAAAAGCUUAUUUCUCUCAAAUGUUGUGCACAAAUUUGUUAACAUCCCUGUUAGUGAAAAUUGUAUCCUUUGUCAAGAUAAUCCAUCCACCAGACAGGUGUGGCAUAUCAGGAAACUAAUCAAACAGCAUGAUCAUUCCACAGGUGCAUCUUGUGCUGGGGACAAUAAAAGGCCACUCGAAAAUGUGCAGUUUUGUCACACAACACAAUGCCACAGAUGUCUCAAGUUUUGAGAGAGCGUGCAAUUGGCAUGCUGACUACAGGAAUGUCCACCAGAACUGUUGUCAGAGAAUUGAAUAAGCCGCCCCCAACGUCGUUUUAGAGAAUUUGGCAGAAACUCAUUCCGAUUGGCUGGGCCUGGCUCCCCAGUGUGUGGGCCUAUGUCAUGUGGCUGCGCCCAUGCCCAGUCAUGUGAAAUCCCUAUAUUAGGGCCUUUAGAAUUUAUUUUAAUUGACUGAUUUCCUUAUAUGAACUGUAACUCAGUAAAAUCUUAGAAAUUGUUGCGUGUUGCGUUUAUAGUCUUGUUCAGCAGGUACACUGGUCAAAAUGGGUCCAGCCACUGCAUGUACUAGUCAUUAGUUUUCAUAGAGAUCUAAGUAAGAAACUUGAUUGCCUGAGGAAGAAUGAGAUUGUUGGUUUAGUUCUUGAAGAUAAACAGGGAGAAAUUGACACCUUUUACCUGAAGUGUUUUAGUGAAAAAUGGAAGAGCAAUAAGCCUUUGUAAAUAUGAUUUACUUUAUGUAAAUGUAUACUGUAAUAAACAUUGUAUUUUUUAGGCUUGACAUUCUGUUGUCUAUUUGGGGUUUCUUGCUUUAUCUUAAUUUGAAUAUUUCAAAUGUCAGAAGCUUUCUCAGGUUGUUUACAGAAAGGUGUAUUAUUCUUUAAGGACUGACCAGCCUAUAUUCAUUCACCAUUUUCUUCUUGUAUGGACACGCCUCUGAGAUGUUUUCUUUUUUUGUUUUAUUUAUUCUUCCGUCCUUUUACUGUACUGCCACCUGUGUUUUGUUACAGUCUUGCUUCUUUGCAAAUGGAACUCUCCUACCUAUGUCUCGCUAGCCAACCGCCAACCUCUAAACAGCCAAUCACACACCCCUCUCUCUCUCUCUCUCUCUCUCUCUCUCUCUCUCUCUCUCUCUCUCUCUCUCUCUCUCUCUCUCUCUCUCUCUCUCUCUCUCUCUCUCUCUGGUUUUGGAAUGACACAGAACAUAAAGGCGGUCUUGCUGCAGUUGGUGUGUGUAUGCAAUGGUGCUCUCCUCUCCUGCCACCCCCCCCCCCCACCCCCCCACUGUUUCUUCACAGAUAUGGCUCAGAAAAAAAGAAAGAAACAAUGUAAAAACCUGCUUUAACAGAGAAAGAGAAUCCCUGCAGUGGGCAUGUUGUGAGCUCAGGGUGAGAAACCGACACCCUGAGCUCAGGGGUGGGUUAAUUAAAGCAUCCAUAUUUUAUCUGAACCAUAAUGGACUGGAUUUGAAUCCACACAUUUACAUUUGAACUGGAUUUGAUCCUCUUGCAGACGCGUUCAUAUAAAAUGAACUAACCUGUCUAGAGUAAUUGGGACGGGAAUACGAAUGCACUGUUGGAUGAACAAACACUACAAGGUGCAGGAUGCUCUUGGUGGUGACCAGUCUAUCAAGUUCAUUUGCCUUGAGUCAACAAUGGCUUUUUUAUUAUUUACUUUUGGUCUGGUUGGGUGUUAAAACAAUGGGACAACUGUAUCACUGUACUUGAAUCUAAACGAAAACUCAAUAAAAUGUAAGUGUACAAAAAUA